This is a messenger RNA of Pogona vitticeps (central bearded dragon), 2720 nucleotides long. RefSeq names its product ceramide-1-phosphate transfer protein (gene CPTP). Gene Ontology annotation, cellular component: membrane; cytosol; cytoplasm. Gene Ontology annotation, molecular function: ceramide 1-phosphate binding; ceramide 1-phosphate transfer activity. Lineage: Eukaryota; Metazoa; Chordata; Lepidosauria; Squamata; Agamidae. Gene Ontology annotation, biological process: intermembrane lipid transfer; ceramide transport. The record is from RefSeq and is a predicted model, not a curated record.
AGCCGGAAUUAUCUUUAACAGAGCGUCGUUAGGCAAAUUCCACCCACCUACCACCUAUGAAUAUGAUCUUUAUUUCAAAUUAGAGCGAAAGAAAAUGUCGUUUCGUUUUAAAAGUGAGAGGGUGGCGACUCUAAAAUUUUCUGUUUGUAUCUCUGUAAGUUAGAGACUUCCUCCCAGCGCAGGCGCACAGGCUUUACCCUUCUACGCAUGCGGAUCCCGGACCGAACCUUACCCGCUCCAGGGAUAAAGGAAUCGCUGGUUCCGGAAGUAGGGUCUCAGCUCCUAUUGGCUGGCGCUGCAGAGGAGCCGGCUCGCAGGGGAGCCAUGGGGGGCUCUAGCCAUUGGCUGAGGUGUAUAAGGAGGCGGGCAAAAGAGGAUAGGGACGCGCGCGCUCAUUGGCUGCCUUAGAAGAGGGAAGUGGCGGAAGUUGGGAAAAGGGAAAAGAUAAGAGCAGCGCCAUGGCAGACGGAGACGACGUGAACGGCCUGAGGAAAGUACUCGUCACUUUUAAGAGCUGCCUCACCGACAAUCAGGAAGUCCUCAUGGAUCCGUACUUGGAAGGCUGGAAAGGGCUUGUGCGGUUUCUGAACACGAUGGGGGCAAUGUUUUCGUUCAUCUCCAAAGACGCCGUGGCCAAAAUCCAGAUUAUGGAGAAUUUCCGCAGCGGUGAGCAGAAAGAGAACUACAUCACCCUCCAGUCCAUGGUGGGGUACGAACUCUCCAACAGCCUAGUGGACUUCACACAGCCAUACAGCCGCCCCACAUCUGGCUGCCGAACGAUCCUCCGCCUCCACCGUGCCUUGCACUGGCUGCAGCUCUUCCUGGAAGGCCUCCGGACGAGCGACGCGGAUUCCCGGACCUCGGUACUGUGCACGGAUUCCUACAACGCCUCCUUGGCCAAUUACCACCCAUGGAUCAUCCGCAAGGCGGCCAGCAUGGCGUUUUACACCUUACCCACCCGGGAUACCUUCCUCAAAAACAUGAAUGUGGGCACCAACGAGGAGGCAGUGGCGAUGCUGGGGGAAGCCCUGCCUCACAUUAGUCAAGUCUACGAAGUGACAGAAAGUCUGUACGCUCAACACAAGCUCCUUGACCUCCCAUAAUGGGGCAUCUUCCUCCUGAGUAGCACAACGGAAGGCAGCCAUACCAUCCAUGCUUCAAACUGUGCAUAUUCUGGAGCUGUGCAAUAUACCUCCCUCCGAUUACAUAGGGAUCCUACCGCAUACGAUCAGUUUCUCCAAUCUGGUUCUCUUCCGAUGUUUUUGAUGUCACUCCUGCCAGCAAAUCAUGGGAUUCGUAGCCUAAAACGUCUUGGAGAGCAUCAGGGUGGGAGAAGUUGGAGGCAGCUCUCAAGCUGCGAACAAGAACCAUCUCUGUUCUAGUUCAACACUGCUCAGAUAAUCUGAACCAAGAAAGGAUGCCUGUCUUGGCUGUGAAACUUCAGGGAGGUCAAGUCUCCAAUGUCUGAAUGGCCACACGUUCGUGGCUUAUAAGACCGUCCUGUCCCCAUCAAGGGGAAUUCCUUGCAUUGCCGAAUUCCUUUGGGGUGGCGCAAAACCCUGAAGUCAAAUCAUUCCCAUUGCCUGGCUUGACUGACCUCUUUGCCCUUCGAACUUAGCUUGGUGGAAUCCAACUUGCCGGUUCCUUUCUUCAAAUCAAAUUAAGCUUUCAAGAGAAAAGGGGAAUCUUUUAACAUUAAGGGUUUCCAACCUUGGGUCCCCAGAUGUUCGUGGACUGCAGCUCCCAGAUUCCUAAGCCGACUCAGCUGGUGACGAAGGCUUCUGGGAGUUGUAGUCGAAGGACAUCCAAAGAUCCAAGGUUAGGAAGCAACGUUCUACCGGAUGGAGGUAUACUUGAUUGAAUCGUAGUGUGAAAAUGGCAACUGGGGAAAUUUGCAGCACAAUCCACACAUCUGGCAGAGCAGGUUUCGCAGGGAUACAACUUCCGCACUGGGGUGUGCCACAGCUGUGCCCAGCCCACAGGAGUUAUCUCAGCCUUCCUGAUUCUAGCCCAGGAGAAAGAUUCGUUCAAGUUGAAUGAAUGGAGAGAUCCAAAUUUGUUAGCAGCUGGUGCUCAGCAGUGCCGGCGAGGUGGAGGAGAGAUCUACUCAAGUGUUAGCUUACAACCGUGAUCAGCAAUCCCCUUCCACCCCUGAAGGAGGGAGUAAAUAAAUAAAUAUAGCACCUCUCUGUUACGGACUGAAAACUGACAAUCAAUCUUGUCUCUGCUGGAUACUCUCUCUCUUUCUGUGCAUGUAUCUAUAAUGUGAAUUAAGCAGCUUAUACCUAAGAAUGAAUGACAAAUCAUAAGGAAACGCUGAUGAUCCCGGAUAUAGUCUGCACUGGGAGGUGAAAAACACUUUGAAAAUUCAAAAAAAAACGUGUAUUGCACAAGAUUUGGGGCCAAAUCUUUGGAAUAAAGACAAUCUGGAUUUUUUUUAAAUCUGUGUUGUUAAAGUAGUACUGUAUUUGAUUUUGUCAUGUUGGACUCUCUGUUCACCCAUCAGGCAGAUCCAUUAUGUACCUACAAGCUGGUUGUGUUCAUUAACCCAGCUUCAAUUAUCAAUAUCUUUAUGCAAAGCUGGGCAGAAGCCACAGAAGUGAGCUCCUGAGAACAUUUGCACGGUUAUCCUGUGGAGUAUAUGCAUGCACUGUGAUUUGCUUGUAUUUUACCUCUUGUGCUUGGACUGAAAUAAAGAUUAUCCGUACUUGACCAUUUCA